Molecule: messenger RNA, 1030 nt
Organism: Dendrobium catenatum
Lineage: Eukaryota; Viridiplantae; Streptophyta; Magnoliopsida; Asparagales; Orchidaceae
Product: ADP-ribosylation factor-like protein 8c
Exons: 6
Coding region: 229-726 (165 amino acids)
Biological process (GO): protein transport
Molecular function (GO): GTP binding; GTPase activity
Source: RefSeq, a predicted model, not a curated record
UAAAAGAAAUACAUGGGGUCUCGUCACUUCUCUAGUUCUCAAGUUUCUGUCGGCUUCCAUUCUUUCUCUCUCUCUCAUUUCGAGCCCCAUUGGAUAGCUUGCUUUCAGCUAGGGUUUCCAAAAUAUUUCUCAUCGUCUCGGCCGCCAAGAUGGGUAUUUGGGACUCGUUUCUAAAUUGGCUUCGAAGUUCUAAUUAGGACAUUCCGCAGCUUGUUCUUCAAGCAGGAAAUGGAACUCUCACUUAUUGGACUUCAGAAUGCUGGAAAAACUUCGCUUGUCAAUUCUAUUUCUACAGGUGGAUACAGUGAAGACAUGAUUCCAACAGUGGGUUUCAAUAUGCGCAAAGUUACAAAGGGUAAUGUGACCAUAAAGCUCUGGGAUCUUGGAGGACAACAGAGGUUCCGCACCAUGUGGGAACGGUACUGUCGUGGAGUAUCUGCAAUCAUAUAUGUGGUCGAUGCUGCUGAUCGAGAUAGCAUUCCCAUAGCCAGAAGCGAACUUCAUGAGCUGCUGAUCAAACCUUCACUUAGUGGAAUUCCUCUUCUUCUUCUUGGUAAUAAGAUUGACAAAUCAGAAGCUCUUUCUAAGCAGGCAGUAGUUGAGCAGAUGGGCCUUGAGCUUAUAAAGGACAGGGAGGUUUGCUGCUACAUGAUCUCAUGCAAAGAGUCAAUCAACAUAGAUGUUGUCAUGGACUGGCUUAUAAAGCACUCAAGGACUGCAAGAUGAUAAUCACCUGUUUGGUUCUCUUUCUUUAGUAAAUAAUGAGAUGGGAAGUCUUGUGAAGGUAUCUUUGAAGCAUAACACUGCAGCAUUUGUGAGGUAAAUUAUCCAUUUCAUUUAUAAAUCAGUCAUGUUUUGCUGUAUAUGCAAAUUUCUUGAUGUAAAAAUUAUGAUUGUUUAUCAAAUCCUUAGAGAGAGAGAGAGUGAGUGAGAGAGAGAGAGAGAGAGAGAAGCUAGAGUGAGAGAGAAGUAAUAUGGCAGUACCAGCAAUCAUUUAUGCAAUGUCAGCAUCUGGUAGGAUGUUUUUCUA